Molecule: messenger RNA, 612 nt
Organism: Sporisorium graminicola
Lineage: Eukaryota; Fungi; Basidiomycota; Ustilaginomycetes; Ustilaginales; Ustilaginaceae
Exons: 2
Coding region: 1-612 (203 amino acids)
Biological process (GO): endoplasmic reticulum to Golgi vesicle-mediated transport
Cellular component (GO): endoplasmic reticulum membrane
Source: RefSeq, a predicted model, not a curated record
AUGGGGCUACGCACCGGGCUCAUCAUUGGCACGACGUCCUUUUUGCUAGGGACGCUCGCCAUGCACUGGACCGCCGACCAUCUCAUCCUCUGGCAAUCCCCUGUCACCUACGACUCGGUCGUCACAGCAUACACCUACUACCAGGACACAAUGGUCGACAUGCCAGCUCUCUUUCAAAAGUUGCUCCACGGCGUCGGUACACUAGCUGCGUUGCUUCUCAUCUCCAAGGCUCUGGGCGGUCGCGAGAGCAACUGGCUCUUUGACGGAGCUUCGCUUUUCCUCUUUGGUGCUGCUGGUCUCGUCUACUACCACAAAAUUGCUCCCAGCCUUGCCACCCUCCCGCCCAAGCCUCCUUCGCCAGGAUCAGCCGCUGUAGAUGCUAGAGACGCCGUCUUUGCACCGCUUCGCGAGAUCGCAACCUCGCACACCGUCCUCGCCGUCGCUCUCGUCGGCGUUGUCCUAUUGCAAAGCGGUCAAUACUACAGUGAACGACUUGAAGAACGCGAGCGUAUCGAAGAAGAUGAGGCACGCCUCCGAAGACGGCAGCGCCGACGGGAGCAGGCAGAAAAACGCAAAGAACGUUUGCAAUCGGCUGCUACCUCUCAGUCCUAG